Messenger RNA from Erythranthe guttata (spotted monkey flower), 1199 nucleotides. RefSeq names its product MAPK phosphatase 2 (gene MKP2). NCBI's taxonomy places the organism in Eukaryota, Viridiplantae, Streptophyta, Magnoliopsida, Lamiales, Phrymaceae. Gene Ontology annotation, cellular component: cytoplasm. Gene Ontology annotation, molecular function: MAP kinase tyrosine phosphatase activity; protein tyrosine/threonine phosphatase activity; MAP kinase tyrosine/serine/threonine phosphatase activity. The record is from RefSeq and is a predicted model, not a curated record. Gene Ontology annotation, biological process: negative regulation of MAPK cascade; peptidyl-tyrosine dephosphorylation.
AAUCCGAUUUCCUCAUUACAAACCAGCGCUGACACGAAACACUAGCUGCAGAUUCUCUGUUUCAAGACGAAGAAAACCCAGGUUUUUCAGUUAACCGUAAUCUUGGAAAAAUCGAAAAAAAAAUAGUGUACGAAAUUCCUUCAUUCGCAAAUUGCAAUGGACGAUGAUGACCUUAGAAACCGUGUAUCGUCACUAUUAAGAGUUAUGCAAGUAACCAGACUUGUCAAAGACGAUAGCAUUCCAUCCCAAAUCGAAGAGGGUCUUUACUUAGGUUCGUUAGGAGCUGCAUAUAAUAGAAGCGGUUUAAAAGGCUUAAAUAUCACACACGUAUUGACAGUCGCCCAUUCGCUGGCCCCCGCUCAUCCCGAUGAUUUUAUAUACAAAACUAUUGACGUACGUGAUAAAGAAGACGAAAAUAUAUCUCAGUAUUUCGAAGAAUGCUUCCAAUUUAUAUACGAAGCUAAGGCGGCAGGAGGUGGAAUUUUGGUUCACUGCUUUGCUGGAAGAUCCAGAAGUGCGACGGUUGUCGUUGCUUAUUUGAUGUUAAAAAACGGCAUGAGCUUUUCCGAAGCAAUGGAAUAUGUGAAGAUAAAAAGAGCAGCCGCUUCUCCUAAUUCGGGAUUUAUUUUACAACUCCACGAGUAUGAAAGCGCACUUCGAGAUGCAGAAACGAAGAAAAAGAGAGCGCUUGAACUGGAUAAGUAAGGAAUUUCCGUCUUUUUGUUUUUACUCGAUUUAUGGGAGGAGAAGACAGCCUUCUGUGUUUAGGUAUAUAUCGCGUAAGCAUUCGUUACAUAAAAAUAUAGGUUACAAAAUAUCUUCGAAUUAGAACUUUAGACGGGUUAAUUUUUUGCAAGAAAUAUAUUUUUUUUUCGUUGUUUUAAGUCAAUGAUAGAUCGAUACGAAAUCAGAAUCAAGAAACACUUUUGAUACGAGUGUUACGGUUAAGUUUGUCUGUCAUCGAACAGAUUCAAUAGAUUGAAAUUGGAAUCAGUUCACGAAAUUGUCUGUUAUUUACACACACUGGUGUGUGUUUAUGUGUGAAGAAAUUGUUAUAGUAUACGCGGCGAGUGUGUACGUACUUGACGUGACAGGGUGUAGCGUAGAACAAACUAAUAUUACACCUUGUAUGCAUUCACAUCCCAUAUAUCGCGCACAUUGUUGGAAAUUAGCACGAUUAAUCGAAUGAAUUGGGUCGU